AUGUCUACCCCGGUCUCCCCUUCCCCCUCUCUCUCCCCAUUGACACUGGCCUCCCCUACAUCAGCAACCUCCCCGGGUGCCUCUCCUUUGCCCUCGCCCCUCUCCCCUCCACCCAGGGUGCCCGUGUUCCAGAGGAAGGGAGCGCUCAAACACAAGAGGAUUGUUGAGGUGAAAGACCACCAGUUCACGGCCCGCUUCUUCAAACAGCCCACCUUCUGCAGCCACUGCACUGACUUCAUCUGGGGCAUCGGCAAACAGGGAUUCCAAUGUCAAGUAUGCAGUUUUGUGGUCCACAAAAGAUGUCACGAGUUCGUGACCUUCACUUGUCCUGGCUCUGUGACGGCACCCACACCAGAUGACCUGAAGAGUCGACACACAUUUAAGAUCCACACCUACUCCAGUCCGACCUUCUGCGACCACUGUGGCUCGCUGCUGUAUGGCCUCAUACACCAGGGCAUGAAAUGUGCCUGUUGUGACAUGAAUGUCCAUCGACGGUGUGAGACCAGUGUUCCCAGUCUCUGUGGCCAGGAUCAUACAGAGAAGAGAGGAAGAAUCCACCUGACUGUCAGAGGAGAGAAGGAGGACGUCUUUGUCACAGUGCGGGAGGCUCGCAACCUGAUGCCCAUGGAUCCUAAUGGCCUGUCGGACCCGUAUGUUAAACUGAAAUUGAUCCCGGACCCUAAGAGCCACAGCAAACAGAAGACCAAGACCAUCCGCUCCACGCUCAAUCCCGUCUGGAAUGAGAGUUUCACCUUCUCAGUGCGUGGUCACCAGUGGGACAGACGUCUGUCUGUGGAGGUAUGGGACUGGGACCGCACGUCUAGGAAUGAUUUCAUGGGAGCGCUGUCAUUCGGAGUGAGUGAGAUCUUCAGGCGUCCUAUCAGUGGCUGGUUCAAACUGCUGGCCCAGGAUGAGGGAGAGUACUACAACAUCCCCGUGCCAGAUCCAGACCUGCAGGUAGGAAGCAACGCUACAACACCCUCUCUGCCCCAAGCAAUACCGGCCCCAAUGUCUGAACCGUUCCCUGCGGCCCUGCCCCCGACCCCUGUCCUGUCCUGUCCACCUGUCCACACCCCAGGCCCCAGCAAAGUCAAAGUGGGCGUCCAUGACUUCAACUUCCUCAUGGUGCUGGGCAAAGGCAGCUUUGGCAAGGUGCUGCUGGCAGAGGAGCGAGGCAGCGAGCGUCUGUUUGCCGUAAAAGUGUUGAAGAAAGACGUUCUCUUCCAGGACGAAGACACGGAGAGCGCCCUGGUGGAGAGGAGGGUCCUGGCGCUCUCCUCUCGCCCUCACUUCCUCACAUCGCUCUACUGCGCCUUCCAGACUGAGGAACGUCUGUAUUAUGUGAUGGAAUACGUCAACGGAGGAGACCUGAUGUUUCACAUUCAGAUGGUUGGCAAGUUCAAAGAGCCUCAUGCAGCGUUUUAUGCAGCAGAGAUAGCGAUCGGCCUCUUCUUCCUCCACAGCAAAGGCAUCAUCUACAGGGAUCUAAAGCUGGAUAAUGUGCUGCUUGACAGCGAGGGCCACAUAAAGAUCGCGGACUUCGGGAUGUGCAGGGAGGGCAUGUUCGAGGGCGACACCACUCGCACCUUCUGCGGCACCCCUGACUACAUCGCCCCUGAGAUUGUGGCAUAUCAGCCCUAUAAUAAAGCAGUGGACUGGUGGUCUUACGGAGUUCUGCUGUAUGAAAUGCUGGCAGGACAGCCACCAUUUGAUGGUAUUGAUGAGGAGGAGCUGUUUCAGUCCAUCAUGGAGCAGAGCGUUUCAUACCCGAAAAGUCUCUCUCGUGAAGCUGUCGCUAUCUGCAAGGGACUCCUCACGAAGCACCCGGCCAAGCGUCUGGGUGGGGGAGAGGAAACAGAGAGAGAGAUCAGGGAGCAUCCGUUCUUCCGCUGGAUUGACUGGGACCGUCUGGAGAGACUGGAGAUCCAGCCGCCCUUCAAACCCAGAACUGGUGGAAGAAAAGGUGAAAACUUCGACAAGUUCUUCACAGGGGCUCCGUCAGCACUCACUCCCUCCGACCCAGAUGUACUAGCAGCUAUCAACCAGGAAGACUUCCAGGGCUUCUCCUUCCUCAACCCAGACUUUGCCCCCUCGCCUCUCACCGCUGUUUGA
This is a messenger RNA of Xiphias gladius (swordfish), 2112 nucleotides long. It is a transcript of the gene prkcg, whose product is annotated as protein kinase C, gamma. The record is from RefSeq and is a predicted model, not a curated record. Gene Ontology annotation, biological process: protein phosphorylation. Lineage: Eukaryota; Metazoa; Chordata; Actinopteri; Istiophoriformes; Xiphiidae. The transcript is spliced from 16 exons. Bases 1 to 2112 code for a protein of 703 amino acids. Gene Ontology annotation, molecular function: ATP binding; zinc ion binding; diacylglycerol-dependent serine/threonine kinase activity.